CGGCGGAUUCCGACGUCACGUGCACCGGAGCCCGGCGGAGUGAUACGUCGUGCGAGCAUCGGUCGCUCUCGCAGUGCCGGCUUUGUUGGAUUUUGAGCGCAUCUGGUGCCAGCGCUGCGGCUUCGUGUCGGAUACCUCUGUAGUGCAACGAAAACAACGCUUCAGAAAUGUCUUGGCAGACGUACGUCGACAACCAAAUUUGUGCACAGGUCAACUGCACAGUGGCCGCAAUUGCUGGCCUCAACGAUGGAGCCAUUUGGGCGAAAUAUGAAAAGGACUCCAACUGUUCGAUCACGCAGCAGGAGCUGAAAACCAUCGCCGACACGAUGCGGACCAACCCUAGUGCUUUCAACGAGACCGGCAUCCACCUUGGUGGCCAGAAGUAUGUCUGCCUAUGCGCCGAGAACAACUUGGUCCGGGGCCGAAAAGGCAGCUCAGCAUUCAUCGCCGUCGCCACGAACACCUGUCUGCUGGUAGCUGCCACCAUUGAUGGCUUCCCUCCUGGUGUGCUCAACACUGUGGUCGAGAAACUAGGAGACUAUCUGAAGCAAAAUAACUAUUAGUUUUACAAAGCAAAGGAAAGUGCUGUCUGCCACGAAAUUGCUCGGGCUGCCUCCUCCCCCUGAUCCUGCUGUCGCUGCCACCUUCCUUUCCUGCCCCUUCCCUGAUGGUCAAACCAUGAAGAUGCCACAAAGCCAACAUGACGUCCGCCGAAGACCGCAGCCCCAUGCAUCGGCGCUCUUGCAACUUCAGUUUGCACCACCCAUUCCUUCGAAUUCGCUUCCUUCCACUUUCUCACGAGCACUGUUAACAUGACACGUCCGUGAGUUCUGCGGAGUCCCUCUAUAUUGUUUCUGUGAAAGGGGAGGGGGUGUGCAACUGCGAAGGAGAGAAGACUCCAUCACUUCUUGCCUGUAUUCGUUGGCACAUUUUUAAUUGUGAAUUGUAAUCUUUUUUUUUAUGCGUUACAAUGUAUUUUUCUUCUCACCUUCUCCUCCUCUUCAAUGUUUUUUUAGGUGGGUCGGGGAAACAAUUUGUGCGUUAAUGGCAAAGCUGUCAAAGCCAGUGAACAUGGUGUUGCGCCAAAUACGCCGGUUGGAAUAAAUUCCAGUGUUGGUGAACUUAUACCCAACUUUUUUUUAUGCACACAUGUUGAGAGGUGGACAGGUGCUAUUAAAUUAUUUUGUGCUGUU
Molecule: messenger RNA, 1193 nt
Organism: Dermacentor albipictus
Lineage: Eukaryota; Metazoa; Arthropoda; Arachnida; Ixodida; Ixodidae
Product: profilin-like
Cellular component (GO): cell cortex
Molecular function (GO): actin monomer binding
Source: RefSeq, a predicted model, not a curated record